AUGGGUCUGACUGAAGAGAUCGAAAACAAUGGUGGCAUAUGGGCUUUGGAGCAGAAGAUCGAUCAACCAAUGGACGAAGAGGCUGGUAGUACAGUUCUUCUGUUUUUCCUUGGUGAACAAGGUACAGGUACAACUGCGAAUAUCACCCAUUACAUAUUCAACAGAAGUAAAGGAAAAAAAGUAAUUGAUGAAGAUCCUGAUUUGGAGGAAGAUGAGCAGCUUGCCAUGGCUAUUCAAGAAAGCUUGAACAUCAACAUGAACUCACCACCACGAAAUAACCAUGGAAGCAUGUUUCCUCGUUUGCCAAGUUUCUUUCCAAGUGUAUACAAGAUAUGUGCAGGUUGCAAUGGUGAAAUUGGUCAUGGGAGGUUUUUAAGCUGCAUGGGAGGCGUUUGGCAUCCAGAAUGUUUCCGUUGUCAUGCUUGCAAUAUUCCAAUAUCUGAUUAUGAGGUCCAACUCUACUCCAAUUCUUUAACAAGUUUUCCAUGUCUGACAACCGUCCGUUCCACAAAUCAUGCUAUAAAGAACAUCCUCACCCAAAAUGCGAUGUUUGCAAUAACUUUCAAAGACGUGGGCUUAGUGAAAGAACUCAUGGAUGAUUGUUUGACUAGUCAACUCUCCAAUUCCCUUCGUCUACACGAUGUUGUUUCUGCAUUGGGCCCCAUGUAUGAAGGUCAUGACAACAUUGGAUGCAAAAAAUUGCAGUCUCAAAUCAACCACUUGGAAGGCACUAAAGAUGUGCAUCCUCAGUUCAGUCCUUGA
Lactuca saligna is the source of this 762-nucleotide messenger RNA. NCBI's taxonomy places the organism in Eukaryota, Viridiplantae, Streptophyta, Magnoliopsida, Asterales, Asteraceae. The record is from the annotation of a GenBank genome assembly.